Molecule: messenger RNA, 876 nt
Organism: Cladocopium goreaui
Lineage: Eukaryota; Dinophyceae; Suessiales; Symbiodiniaceae
Source: the annotation of a GenBank genome assembly
AUGGCGAAAGAGAAGAAAGGGCGUAAUUCCAAGGACAAGAAGACCUUGAAGAAGAAGCCCUUGGACGAUGACACAGCUUGCACUGGAUCGGAGGACCAGUGGUAUGAUGCCACUUCGGAUUCGCAGGGCCUCAACGAUUACUGCGAGGCUUGGGCUGGCACCAGGUGGCUGGACAUGCUUGAUGUCUUCAGUUUCCACGAGGGAAUGAAGCAGCAUGCUGGCUCUCGCACGGUUGUCUCCCUGGACAUCCGCCUCAAUCCAGUUCACGACCUGACUACAAAGCGAGGAAUGAUGCUUCUGUUGAGCCUACUGAUGGCCCUCAAACAUGGGGCGCUGCUAGCCCUGGCUCCUCCAUGCAGCCUUUUCAUAUGGCUAUCUUGCAGUAUCCAUUUGAGGCAUGCCCUUGGCCCCUAUGGAAAUUUACGAAACCUAAAAGUGCGCAUGGCGAACAGAAUCGUUCUCAACACAGUCGCAGCUAUUCAAUGUGUCAUGGAGUUCCGCUUUUUCCGCCUGCUGGUCGAACAACCAAAGGGGUCGGCUAUGUUUUCCCUACCUGAGAUGGAGAAGUUGAUUGCAUCCAAGCAGAUGAAGCGCCACCUGACGUACAUGGGGUACUGGGGUGGCCCCAUCAUGAAGCCCACUUGGAUCAUGACGGACUUGAACGGUGGUGAAUUGGCCGUGGUCAUGACAAAGACCCUCAAGAAGAAGAUCGCUCAUAAGCUAGAGGACAAGAGCAAAUACUUUCGCAUCUCCAAGAUUGCCAACAGCCAAAAAGUGUCUGUUUCAGGCACCAAAAAUCUAGGAUUGACUGCAAAGUGGCCUGAGCGCUUUUGCGCCAAAGUUGUUGAAAUUUGGGAGCGGGACUUUCAGGAAUGA